CGGAAUAUGUUUGCGUCUCGAAUAAGAACCUUAGCAGCUCGAGGGGGGUUUGUUUCCGGUGCGUGUGCAAAAAAACGCCCACACUCGGCACUACAGGCGAACAAUUUCAGAAAUAGAGAUAUCGCUCCCAUAGCCGCGUGUGCACUUACGAUACAAACAGCCAAAUGCACCACAAACACUCCAAAUAAAGAAUCCGAAUCGAAUUCGGUCGAAAGGGCUGAGGAGAAACUAGACGAAAUCGUCCAUGGCGUCCUGAAUAUCACGCACAACCAUUGCUUCACACACGGACACACCAUCGUAAACACUGCCAUAUCGCAAGCUUUGGACAUCUGUCAGUUAAAGCACACCCUCGUAGCGGGCUUUCGCGUCCGAUCGUGGACCCCACAAGAUGGGUCUCCACCACAUCAUGAAGCCAAGGCGCACACGUGGAUCUGUGACCAUCUGGGGCGUGUGCUUGAUUUGAACUGUGAUUUCAUGCCGUUUGUGAAAACAAGCGUAACGGCUGACACAGACCUGUCUAGCCCAGAGGCGUUUGCUGCGUUCAUGAACUCCAAGCGCAGUGAAUGGAAUGACGACAGCGUAGAUGAAGUACUUAGCUACACAGGCGUACCUCCGGUGGGCUGUGUCACUGCCAAGGGAGUCAUCGCCACAGUGCCUGAGGGUGCGGAGCGUAUAGGUGACGAUUGCGUCGGCAUAGAUAAGUUUCUGGGCUUAGGGUGUGGGCGCUUCUCGUGCCACUACUAUCCCAAGUCAGUGUCCAAUGGAGAGGGUGAAGUCGUGUUGCCUGACCUGCCAGGUCUCGUAGUGGUGCCAGGACAGCCUUCGGUAGAUUCACUGGAGAGUGUGCUCCUGUCACGAGAGAUGUACAAACGACUGCUUUCGCCCGAAGUCAAACUGCGCAUCUUUGAACCGAUCAGUAAUCUGGGCAAGGCGCCAACGACAAAGUGA
Messenger RNA from Sphaeroforma arctica JP610, 948 nucleotides. RefSeq lists its product as hypothetical. The transcript has 5 exons. The record is from RefSeq and is a predicted model, not a curated record. The coding region runs from base 7 to 948 and encodes 313 amino acids. NCBI's taxonomy places the organism in Eukaryota, Ichthyosporea, Ichthyophonida.